AUGCCACAGCCGCCAUUGCUACAGGAGGUAGGCGGCAAUGUUGACUCAUCUUCUGAGGACGUCGUCGACAGAGAACUAGACGGCUCAAUCGAUCAGGAGAAAGAUGACAUUAUCGAAUUGGGACCUGUUGCUAGCACAAGCAAGAGGCGACUAUAUGGAGCCAGAUACAAGUAUAACCCUGCUGCCCUGAGCUCGCUCAACGUUAGGAAGACUAGAUUCAGAACAGUAACGACGUACGCUGUUUAUCAGCGACGCUGGAGGAUGUUCUGCAACGAGGAUUUCAAGCCUGAAGAUGAACUUGAUGACCCUGAGGAGGCAAAUACACCACUUGAAUUUAUAUUCAAAGAAAAAUUCUUCGUUACUCUAGAGCAUUCGGUUCUUUUCAUGAAAAAGGAAUGUGAUAGAAAGUUGACGAAACAUAUCGUGGAAGAACGAGGUGGAAGCUAUAGAGAAGAUGAGCAUCCCUCUAGAGGAAGAGACUCAAGCUUCAAUGGGCAAACGAAAGAAGAAAAAAGUGGAAGAAGCUCCAUGAAACUCGGAAAUUUGAUUGGAUAUCAAUUUCUUUACACCCUCAACAGCUUAUUCGUCAAACAAAAAUAUGUAUUCCAAAUUCAGGUUUCAGUAUUUUCUUGUCGUGCGCUUUCGGUCUUGUUGUGUUACAUUGGCUCUGGAGAUGAAUAUUUAGUCUGA
Molecule: messenger RNA, 690 nt
Organism: Lobosporangium transversale
Lineage: Eukaryota; Fungi; Mortierellomycota; Mortierellomycetes; Mortierellales; Mortierellaceae
Exons: 4
Coding region: 1-690 (229 amino acids)
Source: RefSeq, a predicted model, not a curated record